UUUGUGAGUCUAUAUUGUUUGCUAUUUACCUUGACUCCUGGAUAUCUUCAAAACACACAAGAAUUAAGUAAAGUUUGAAGUUUAAGCUUACGUUUUCUUUACAUAACCAAGAUGUGGUCACCAGAACUGUUCCACAGGAUGACGUUAUUGUCUACAAUCACUGUGUAUUAUUUUGCUGUGUUGUCAUUAUCGACUGCGGAGUUGCCUACAUAUCGACUUCCUACAAACAUUGUUCCUCACCAUUACAAUCUCAGCAUCUCUACAGACCUUGAUGAAUUUGUCUUCAGUGGCCAAGUUGAUAUUGAGGUGGAAUGUAAAACAGCAACCGAUGUAAUCAAGAUUCACUCCAAAUCACUUGAAAUACCUGACAACAAUGUUUUGGUAAAGAGAGCUUCUGAUGGCAAAAUUGAAACUUUGAUGGGAAUCAGCCACGACAUUGACAAUAACUUUUUGGUCAUAAAGGUCAAAGAACAGUUGAUGGCCAAUUCUAUUUAUAUACUGCACAUUGAUUUCCGAGGCAACCUCACCGACAGUAUGUCUGGUUACUACAAAUCUAGUUAUGAGGACAAGAACUCAAAUAGUACUAAGUGGCUGGCAGUUACACAGUUUGAAUCCAUCGAUGCUCGGAAGGCUUUUCCCUGUUUUGAUGAACCUGCCAUGAAAGCCAGAUUCCAAAUCAAACUGGGUCACAAAUCUAAUCUAAAAUCAGUCAGCAAUAUGCCACUACUUACAUCUACUGUAGAUGAAGAGAGGCCAGACUGGGUGUGGAACCACUUUCAGGAAACUUUACUCAUGUCCACUUACCUUGUAGCCUUCAUGGUUUGUGACUUUGACUACAGAGAUUCAAAGCCUGAAACUAACAAUGUUCUCUUCCGUGUCUGGGCACGCAAAGAUGCAAUUGAUCAGGUAGAGUUUGCUCGAAUAUAUGGACCCAAACUUUUGCAUUUUUAUGAAGAUUUCUUCAGCAUCGAUUUUCCGUUGCCCAAACAAGACAUGGCAGCCAUUCCAGAUUUCCAAGCAGAGGCUAUGGAAAAUUGGGGAUUGAUCACUUAUGAAGAGCGCUUGCUUCUUGUGGACGAAACGUCUACUUCACUGGAGGCAAGAUACAUGGUAGCUCACACAGUAGCUCAUGAACUGGCUCACCAGUGGUUUGGAAACUUAGUCACCAUGAAAUGGUGGACUGACUUAUGGCUAAAUGAGGGACUGACCACUUAUAUCACUAGCCUGGCAGUAGAAAAUCAAUUUCCCAAAUGGAACUCUUACAAUUUUGAUGUUGCUACAAACUUGUUCGAUGUUUUCUCCAUGGAUGCUCUAACAUCUUCACAUCCAGUUUCUGUCCCAAUUGGACAUCCUGAUGAAGUAGAUCAAAUAUUUGAUGCCAUCUCUUACAGUAAAGGUUCUCUUUUGGUGCACAUGAUGAGCUACUUUCUUGGAAAAGAUGUUUUCCGUUCUGGGAUCAACAAAUAUCUUAAACGUUUUGAGUACCACAAUGCAGAGCAAGACGAUUUGUGGGAAAGUCUGACUACGGAAGCCAACAUAAGCUCAGUACUGCCUACAAACCUCAGUGUAAAGGACAUAAUGGAUACUUGGACAUUACAGACUGGAUAUCCAGUAGUGUUGAUCAAAAGAGAAGGUGGAAGAAUUACAGUUUCUCAGAAACGUUUCCUAGCCGUGCAGCCAAAGGAAGAACCAAAGGGGUGUUGGUGGAUACCUCUGACAUAUUCCACUGCCAACAAUAUCAACUUCAACGAGACUAAAAGCUCUCACUGGCUCGGUUGUAACUCAGAACUUAUCAUCGAUACAGGAGUUGGGUCUGAUGACUGGAUUAUACUCAAUAACAAAGCUGCUGGAUUAUACAGGGUGAACUAUGAUCACCAUAGUUGGUCAUUGAUAGCAGAUACUCUCCAUGGUCCAAACUUUACUAUGAUACAUGAAUUGAACCGACUGCAGUUAGUAUUGGAUGCUAUGUCACUGGCCAAGGUGGGCCAACUGGACUACACAACAGCAUUCAAGGUGCUCAAGUACAUUCAGAAAGAGACAUCCUACAAUCCUUGGCGAGCUGCCGCGGCUUCUCUUCAAGAUUUGGUACCUUUUUUCUGGGAUGGUGACAAAUUUGACAUAUUUAAAAGUUUUGUAAGGAAUCUUCUAUCCAACAUUUACCAGAGAUUCAGCGAUUUGGAAUUUGUACCAAAUGGAAUAGAAGAAAAACAACUUAAAGCACUAGUUACCAAAUUGGCUUGUAACUAUCAAGUAGGUCAUUGUUCUCAAGAUGCAAAUCUCAUGUUUAAAGCAUGGAUGUCCAACAAUACCCAGAUACCUAAGGACAUGAGAGGAGUUGUAUUAUGUGAAGGAAUUAGACAAGGAAAAAUGAAAGAAUGGAACUAUGUUUGGGAUCAAUACCUAGCCUCAAAUGUUGCAAGUGAAAAAAACACUUACCUGCAAGCACUGGCAUGUUCAAACAGAAGCACUCGGUUUAUGAGGUUUAUGGAGAGGACACUCAAUUCAUCUUUAGUUCAUAAACAGGAUGCAGUCAACAUUUUCUACUACGUUGCCCAGACUUCCAAAGUUGGCUUUAGAUAUUGCCAAACUUUUUUUAACUAUGAAAUUCAAAGACUGCAUGACCACUUUGCACCAGACACUGAGGUAUUGGGGCAGUACUUCAUUAUUUUGGCUCGCCAGUCAGUGUAUGCUUAUGAAUUACAGGAGUUGAAGAAUUUAUUAAAUAACAAAAAGGAACUCUUUGAAAAAUCUCAACUUGCAAUCAGCCAAGGGCUUGAAAGUGCAGAAAGCAACCUCCAAUGGAUGAAAUUGUUCUAUGGCAAUAUUUCAGAUGCUAUGGUACUUUAGUAUUAGCGUAAAAAAUAUAGUGUUUUAAAUUUCAAUAAAAAUAUUAAUAACACAAACUA
Homalodisca vitripennis (glassy-winged sharpshooter) is the source of this 2906-nucleotide messenger RNA. Its product is annotated as aminopeptidase N-like. The transcript has 17 exons. Lineage: Eukaryota; Metazoa; Arthropoda; Insecta; Hemiptera; Cicadellidae. The record is from RefSeq and is a predicted model, not a curated record. Gene Ontology annotation, biological process: proteolysis; peptide catabolic process. Bases 112 to 2847 code for a protein of 911 amino acids. Gene Ontology annotation, molecular function: zinc ion binding; metalloaminopeptidase activity; peptide binding. Gene Ontology annotation, cellular component: cytoplasm.